Molecule: messenger RNA, 469 nt
Organism: Triticum dicoccoides
Lineage: Eukaryota; Viridiplantae; Streptophyta; Magnoliopsida; Poales; Poaceae
Product: uclacyanin 1-like
Exons: 1
Coding region: 66-455 (129 amino acids)
Cellular component (GO): plasma membrane
Molecular function (GO): electron transfer activity
Source: RefSeq, a predicted model, not a curated record
UCGAUACACACCUGCCUUACAAGUUAUAAUAUCCUCUGCUAGCUCUCUUUACAGUUCCAACCGCAAUGGCUGCCAGGAGAACCAUUCUUCUCGCCGUGGCUGCGAUGGCCGUCCUGAGCACUGCGUCAGCGGCAAUCUACAACGUGGGCGAGCCGGGCGGCGCAUGGGACCUUAGCACCAAAUACGACACUUGGGCGUCCUCUAGGAACUUCCAAACCAGCGAUCGGAUCGUCUUCAAGUACUCCCCUCAGGCACACGAUGUCCUUGAAGUCAGCAAGGCAGACUACGAUUCUUGCAGCACUGCCAACCCCGUCACCACCUUCAACUCCGGGAAUGAUGUUGUCACCCUCACAGCCAUCGGCACCCGGUACUUCAUUUGUGGUUUCCCUGGUCAUUGCGCGGGCGGCAUGAAGGUUAAGAUCGAUGUCAUGCCAGGCUCCUCCUGCAUUGGAUAAAAGUGCUUCAUCCA